Molecule: messenger RNA, 1296 nt
Organism: Ictalurus furcatus (blue catfish)
Lineage: Eukaryota; Metazoa; Chordata; Actinopteri; Siluriformes; Ictaluridae
Gene: acyp2
Product: acylphosphatase 2, muscle type
Exons: 4
Coding region: 102-467 (121 amino acids)
Molecular function (GO): acylphosphatase activity
Source: RefSeq, a predicted model, not a curated record
UCUUUAAGAGCUAUAAAUAUAACGAUAUAUAAAUACAUCAGGAUCUCGCGAUAAAAGGCGGUAUUUGCAGACUCGCGAGACGAUAUAAAUACGCAGUGUUUAUGUUUGGCUACGGUUUGAACGUUUUCUGGCUCCUUACGCAUUUCAUUCUCUUUCCUCUGUCGCAGUUCGCCAUGUCUUCAAAAUAUGCGUCUGUAGAUUUCGAAAUUUUCGGCGAUGUUCAGGGUGUGUGCUUCAGAAUGUACACAGAGGAUCAGGCGAAAAAGCUCGGCGUGAAUGGCUGGGUGAAGAACACCAGACAGGGCACUGUGAUCGGCCAGGUGCAGGGGCCUCCAGAGAAAGUCAGCGAGAUGAAACACUGGCUGAGGUACGUCGGCAGUCCCAGCUCUCGCAUCGACCGUGCUGAGUUCACUAACGAGAGGGACAUUUCUAAACUGGAGAUCCGUGGCUUCGGCACUCGUUACUGAAUUCCGCCUACCAGACGACGAGUCCUUAACCUUUUCAGAACGUGUCCGUAAAGAAUUCGGUCAUACCAUCUUCCCUGCUGAGUCACCUUCAUUACCAGACUGUUUUAUUUAAACCUAAACGAACAAAGCAUUUCUCAAACUGUAACCAAAGCCUUAACUAUUGCAUUAUUAAUGCAUUUAUAUUUAUUAGGACAUUUUAUGUAGGUAUAAAACCAUUCAUUAUAUUUACAAAUGAGAGAAACUAUAUGUUUAUUUCAUUAUUUAUUUACUUGUGCCGAAUUUUUUACUUCUCCAAAUUUGUUACAGAAUGUUACAGAAUUGUCUUUUAACAACCCACUCCGAAAUAAAAUCAUUACACUGAAACCCACAUUCUGGUCAACGGCGCUCUCAUUUCCACACACACAUUUUGUCAUUUUGAUGGUGAAACGAAGCAGAACAUGUACAUAUUAUGUUCAAAGUCAUACACACUAAUAACCAGGCUUUACAGUAUACACCAGGGGAAAUGAAUCACAUUGAUGAAUGAAUGGAUGAUGAAUGAAUCACAUUUUCUUUUACCGGAGGAGGCAGUGUGAUGCUCUGGGCAAUGUUCUGCUGGGAAACCUUGGGUCCUGGCAUUCAUGUGGACCACCUACCUAAACAUUGCUGCAGACCAAGUACACCAAUCAUGGCAACGGUAUUCCCUAAUGCCAGCGGCCUCUUUCAGCAGGAUAAUGCUCCCUGACACACUGCAAAAAUUGUUCAGGAACGGUUUGAGGAACAUGACAAAGAGUUCAUCGUGUUGAUUCGGCCUCCAAAUUCCCCAGAUCUCAAUCCGAUCGAGCGUCUAUGG